Molecule: messenger RNA, 702 nt
Organism: Hydra vulgaris (swiftwater hydra)
Lineage: Eukaryota; Metazoa; Cnidaria; Hydrozoa; Anthoathecata; Hydridae
Source: RefSeq, a predicted model, not a curated record
UGUUAAAGUUUAUGUUUAAGCAAUAUAUACUUUAUAUAAGUAUACAGCUUAUGUUUAAGCAAAUGAAAUCGAGUCAUGAGUUAGAAAAUUAUAAAUUUUUCGAGUAUUGAAUGGUUAAAUUCAAAAUGAAGUUUGCUCUUGUAACUGUUGGCACUUCUCUUGCUACAGCAGCUGUAAUUACAAAUGCUUUUGUACAAAAGAAACAGUUUUAUCCAUCAGUAGUUUUCUUAACAAAAUCAAAUUCUAGCUUAGCAGUGUUAUAUGCUCAAGUAUUUGUCCUGCUAUUUUUAAUUGGAAAAGCUCUCCGUAGAAUAUUUUUUGGACAGCUGCGUGCAGCAGAGGUUGAGCAUCUUAUUGAAAAAUUUUGGUAUGUAAUUACUGAAACAUGCUUGGCAUUCACUGUUUUCCGUGAUGAUUUCAGCCCUAAAUUUGUUGCUUUAUUUACAUUUCUACUUUUUAUGAAAGCUUUUCAUUGGUUAAUGGAAGAUCGUGUUGAUUAUAUGGAUCGAACACCAGUUAUAAGUUUUCUAUUCCAUUUGAGAGUAAUAAGUUUAAUGAUGUUAUUGGGCACUCUUGAUUCUGUACUUAUUCAUCAUGCAUUUCGAAUUACACUUUCAAGUGGAGCUUCAGUUCAAAUGGUAUUUGGUUUUGAGGUUAGAUUAUAAUUUUUUGGCCUUUAGUGGUAUAUAUUUUUAUUCAGAA